Messenger RNA from Myxocyprinus asiaticus (Chinese sucker), 5039 nucleotides. RefSeq names its product smoothened homolog. Gene Ontology annotation, molecular function: transmembrane signaling receptor activity; patched binding. The coding region runs from base 590 to 3055 and encodes 821 amino acids. The transcript has 12 exons. Lineage: Eukaryota; Metazoa; Chordata; Actinopteri; Cypriniformes; Catostomidae. Gene Ontology annotation, cellular component: plasma membrane; cilium; dendrite. The record is from RefSeq and is a predicted model, not a curated record. Gene Ontology annotation, biological process: smoothened signaling pathway; central nervous system development; commissural neuron axon guidance.
ACGGAUUCUUGAGUGAGUGAAAGACAUUUAGCACGACUGGAUCUCAGGUCAGCUGCGUCCGACCCAUCCGAUGAGCAGAUGAGUUUUGACAGCAUUUCUCUCACUUCGGUUUUGCCAUAAACUGAGGGAAAGUGGGCGCGCUCAAGGGGAUGGAGCGCGCAGCCCCGGGAUCAAGUUACAGUCCCAGACUUUACAAGGCGAGAUUUUUUUCUCUCCAUCAGAAAAGUGGGGGAUGGUCAGUGCACUCUCUGUUUGGUUUCUUUCAACUUUUACUUUAGAGAAAAACUCUGCUGAGUUUAAUUGUGCGUUGGAUGUUUUUACCAACUUUUCGCAGAACUUUUGCGCGCAGCUUUUGUACGAUGAAGAGCUUUUCAAUAGUUUGUAGGCCAGAAAAGAGGCAUACAAACUUUGGAAUCGGACGAAAAGACAUUUCUUUUGAUGGAAAAAAUGUUCCAUCAAGAAUCUAGGAAGUAUCGGCACUUUGGCUAUAUACGUUUUUAUUUGAAACCUUUGCGCGCAUAACCCACGAGUGGAGAAAGUUUAUUUGGAAACCUUUGAUGAAACAUCGUUACAUUGUCGCGUCUCCAAGAUGUCCUCCAAGCGCCUCUGCUCCAUUGUUGGAUGUUUUUGGAUGCUUUGGAUCUGUGCAGCCACCUCCACGGUCGUUCAGGCGGUCAUCUUACGCACAAAUGAAACUGUAUUCAACGACUUUUGUAAGAAAACGACAUCUUGCGAAGUGUUGAAAUACAAUACGUGUCUGGGGUCACCUUUGCCUUAUACGCACACGUCUCUGAUUCUGGCCGAAGAUUCAGAAACUCAGGAGGAGGCAUUUGAGAAACUGGCCAUGUGGUCUGGGCUGAGAAAUGCACCUCGCUGUUGGGCCGUCAUUCAGCCAUUGCUGUGUGCUGUUUACAUGCCAAAGUGUGAGAAUGGAAAGGUGGAACUGCCCAGCCAACACCUGUGCCAAGCUACACGCAAACCUUGCAGUAUCGUUGAGCAGGAGAGGGGCUGGCCAAGCUUCCUCAAGUGUGAAAAUAAGGAAAACUUCCCUAAAGGUUGCCAGAAUGAGGUUCAGAAGAUCAAGUUCAAUAUAUCAGGACAGUGUGAGGCUCCUUUGGUCAAAACUGAUAUCCAGGCAAGCUGGUACAAGGAUGUGGAGGGCUGUGGGAUACAGUGCAAUAAUCCCUUGUUUACAGAGGACGAGCACUCUGACAUGCACAGCUACAUCGCCAUCUUUGGCUCCCUUACUCUCCUCUGUACCUUCUUCACACUGGCCACAUUUCUUGCCGACUGGAAGAAUUCCAACCGUUACCCUGCUGUAAUCCUGUUUUAUGUCAACGCGUGUUUCUUUAUCGGAAGUAUUGGAUGGCUCGCUCAGUUCAUGGAUGGAGCCCGCAAGGAGAUCGUGUGCAAAAGCGACAACACCAUGCGGCUUGGAGAGCCAUCGUCCACUGAGACACUAUCAUGUGUGAUUAUCUUCGUCAUUGUGUAUUACUCUCUUAUGUCUGGGGUCAUUUGGUUUGUUAUGCUCACCUAUGCCUGGCACGCAUCGUUCAAAGCUUUGGGCACCACCCACCAGCCUCUGUCGGGAAAAACCUCUUAUUUCCACCUGGUCACGUGGUCUAUUCCUUUCGUACUGACAGUUGCCAUACUGGCCAUUGCGGAGGUGGAUGGCGAUUCUGUUAGUGGCAUUUGCUUUGUCGGCUAUAAGAACUACAGAUAUCGUGCUGGGUUUGUUCUGGCUCCCAUUGGGGUGGUUCUUGUUGUUGGCGGCUAUUUCCUGAUAAGAGGGGUUAUGACAUUGUUUUCCAUUAAGAGUAACCACCCGGGCCUGCUUAGUGAAAAAGCUGCUAGUAAAAUCAAUGAGACCAUGCUAAGGCUUGGUAUAUUUGGAUUCUUGGCCUUUGGUUUUGUUUUAAUUACAUUUGGCUGCCAUUUCUAUGACUUUUUCAAUCAAGCCGAGUGGGAGAAAAGCUUCAGGGAAUAUGUACUAUGUGAAGCUAACGUCACCAUAGCUCACCAGACCAACAAGCCUAUUCCAGAGUGUGCCAUCAAGAACAGGCCCAGUCUGCUGGUGGAGAAGAUCAACCUCUUCUCAAUGUUUGGCACAGGCAUUGCAAUGAGCACAUGGGUUUGGACAAAGGCCACUAUACUUAUAUGGAAACGCACCUGGUGCAGAAUCAUUGGACGUAGUGAUGAUGAGCCGAAGCGCAUCAAGAAGAGUAAAAUGAUCGCAAAGGCGUUCUCAAAGAGAAAAGAACUGCAGAAGGAUCCAGAGAAAGAGCUGUCCUUCAGCAUGCACACUGUCUCUCAUGAGGGACCUGUGGCUGGUAUCAACUUUGAUCUGAAUGAGCCAUCCAUGGAAAUGUCUUCUGCAUGGGCUCAACAUGUGACUAAGAUGGUGGCUAGAAGAGGGGCAAUCUUACCACAAGACAUCUCAGUGACGCCCACUGGAACAUCUGUUCCACCACCAGAAGAGAGAAAUAUGCUCUGGAUGGUUGAAGCUGAGAUUUCUCCUGAAAUGAUGAAAAGAAAGAAGAAGAAAAAGAGAAAGAAGGAGGUGCGUCCUACAGUGGAUGAAGGGAAUCCUUCCUACCCUCGCAGGGAGUUUGGCGCUAGUGCGGUGCCACGCCUCCCAAAGCUGCCCGGUCACCGGAGUCUGGUGGCUAACCUGUGGGAUCAGCAGCGACAACACCAGGAAGAACAGGACGUACUUCCUGGGGCCUAUCCAGAUUUCAGGCCUUCCUGUCCGCUUCCCUACCAGGAGAGGAGGUACGGUGGGCUGGGAUACCUUCCCUCCAAAUCACACAAAAAACCCUCUAGCCUUCCGCUUGCCAAUCCCUUGAUGCUAAGGGACAGCAUGCAAGACGACUCGAGACGCUUCCAACAGUCAUCAUGGCAAGCUAAUAGAGUUUUCCGGCACUUUGGCCUGGAGCCUUGUAUAAUGGAUGCUGGUAGGACUGAGAUUGUGCCACGAACGGAUGGCAGGAUGGGUGUACCAAUACACUCCAGAACCAAUCUUAUGGAGGCUGAGUUAAUGGACGCAGACUCUUGAUUUUUAAGAGUGGUUGGUGCUCAAUUUGCAAAAGCGAAAAUCUGCCUUGUUGGAUUAUAACUUUGCUGGCUCCAAUUUUCUUAAAGGAUAUUGCUUUUUCAAGAACCAAUUAUGGUAUUUUGGAACACAGACUAUGAAUUGCAAUCAGUUAUUUGAUUUUACUUUAUUAAGAAGCCAGAUAUUUAUGUGUUCAGACAUUGGCAACUUGGGGCUUUCAUGCCAUGUAUGAUUCUGCAUUGUUCUGUGGUGCCAAUUUCUUCUGUUUGUUAGCUGGGCUACGAUGACAUCAUUUUGACAACAUGUAUUAAACACAUUAGUGUGUCAUGGGGCCAGACAAUUUCUGAUCUUGCCUUAAAAGUGAAGUGUGUAAUGUCUGAGGCACUAUAGUCACCAAACAGAUUUGCAAAACUAAUGACUGUUUCCACAUUACUCUUUCCAUCUUCCAUUGGUUAAAACAGGUCGUCCCGCCUCAAACUCAUGCCAUUGGUUGAGUCAAUGUUGCUGUGUCCUUCUGGUCAGGAUGCUCAAACAAACAGCAAUGUUUUGAAAGCACUACAGAGCCACAGUGUUUACACUUUUCAGGGAAAUCAACCUACGAUAUGGCUUAUUUAAAGUCUCUGCAUAUUAGCUGGGAUAGGAGAAAGUAUUUAAAAAAAAAUACACACAUCCCCAUAGUGAAAAAGCAAUGUGUAUCAUCUGUUGUUUGGAUGAUGAUUUGGAGAAAAAUCAUCUGUAGGCUAACUUGUUUUAUUCCCACUAUAACAGAUCAUAUCGUUACUGGACCUUGUUGAAACCCACCUACUAUGACCUUGGCCACACUUCUUUAGACCUAAAGAAAAGGAACUGACAGAAGUGGUGGUACUUUGCAAAAAAGAGAAUUUAUUCAUAGCUGUUAUUGUUACUUUAAUUUAAAUUGCCUGGUGCAAUCACAAACAAGUCCACCUCUUUCAUUCAAAGAAUAAGGGAAUGUAAAGGGUAUUGUUCUUGUUCAUUUAAAAUAAGAUAUUAUUAGAAAUGAGUUGAUUGUAAGGUGAAAAUGCCAAUGGUUACAAAAGAUUUCCAUUGACAGUAAUGUCUGUACAGUGCUAUGAAAAAAAUACUAUUUUUGUACAUUAGAUUGUUUAUCCACCGGUCUUUUUUAUGUUGUCAUAAUGUACAUAUUUUAGAUAUCAUAGUUUUGUUUCUUACACCCUUUCGAGUGAUGUUUGGUUUUUGCAAGUUUUGUGUAAUGCACAUAUGGAGAUUUCAUGUUUUUGUUUCUUGUUGUGUGUUUUUUGAGAUGUUAAGUUCUUUUAUACUAUAUUAUUUUUUUUCUUUUUCAAUUUGUCUUAGGUCUUUGUUAAUAUCCAUGGCAAUAUUAUCAAUAUGGCAUCUGUGCAGCAUUUUAUAGACAAAUUAAAGCUGUCCUUCAAGAAUGUAUUUCAAGAAAGGGUUUAAUGAAGAUGCUUGUGCUGUGACUACAAUUAUAUUUUUCACAUCACUGUUGCUUUAAUUCCAACAUAAGAGUGAGUAUUUCUUCAUUAAAAAGUGUUCUGUUAGUGCCAACACAAAACAUUUUUUGUCAGUAUUUUCACAUGUGUGUCUGUGAGUGUAAUCUUGCUGUUUUCAUGCCUAUCAGUCUCAGACCGAAUAUGUAAGUAUUGAAAUACCAUCAUGAAUGAAUACUUUGUGUUGAAAUGAAAAGGAUUCAAAUUAUUAAAAUGUUAAAAGUUACAAGGCUGUUUUCAUCAACAACAAAAAAAAUUAAAAAAAUAGAUGGUCCAUUACCCCAUGUUACAUCAGACUAUAUCGGGUUUAAAGACGUCACUAAGUACAUAUUAUAAAACUUCUAAAAACUCGUAUCUUUCUCUCUUUGUUAUUUCUGUACCGAUUUACUACAGAGCUGAAUCUUCAUAACCUCUGAUCAGUUGAUAGCUGGCAGUGUUUUAAAAGAGUGGUCAUAUUUUGUAAAUAGUUUAUACAAAUAAAACAAAAAAUAAGUUUA